UGUGUAAAAAAUAAAAUGACUGAUGGCUCACUGGUCCCCACUGGCUCACAACACAACAAGCCAACACAGCCUCCCACCUGCCGCCUCCAAGCUCCCAUCAGGCUCCUGCUCUCAUUGGUCGGCCCGCCUGUCACUCACACGGUUGUCGGGGUCAUUUCAGUCCAGUUGACAGUUGUGUGUCAGAUCAUAUCUGAACCUGAAAGUGAGACCAGAAUGGCGGGACGUCUUCUUCUCCGAGCCUGCACAACAACAACAACACUGCAGCUGAGGAGCAAUGUGGCGGUCAGACCAUUACACCGGGCCAUGGCCACAGUGAGAGGAGUGCCAACAGAUGAAGAACAGGCAACUGGACUGGAGCGACGUGCCCUGCAGGCCUUCAAACAGGGAAAGGAUCCUUACAGUAUCCUGAAGCCUAAAGAGUACGCAGGCACCAAAGAGGACCCUCACAUUGUGCCAUGCAUUGGAACCAAGAGGCUUGUGGGCUGUCUUUGUGAGGAAGACAACACUGCGAUUGUGUGGUUCUGGCUCCAUGAGGGAGAUGCCCAGCGCUGUCCUUCCUGUGGUUCCCACUAUAAGCUGGUCCACCACGAGCUGCCCCACUGAAACCAAAAACACAAGCUCUGUACAGACGGGACGACACUGAUAUCCAUAUUUGCCUUCCUCAUGGCCAUAUACUGCAAUGUGUGCACAUGAUUUAUCAUUAAAAUGUAUACUUGAA
Messenger RNA from Plectropomus leopardus (leopard coralgrouper), 718 nucleotides. RefSeq names its product cytochrome c oxidase subunit 5B2 (gene cox5b2). Gene Ontology annotation, cellular component: mitochondrial envelope; respiratory chain complex IV. NCBI's taxonomy places the organism in Eukaryota, Metazoa, Chordata, Actinopteri, Perciformes, Serranidae. The record is from RefSeq and is a predicted model, not a curated record. Gene Ontology annotation, biological process: mitochondrial electron transport, cytochrome c to oxygen.